AUGUUUGGGAAUUGGGAAGAGUCUUACCAAAGGUUGCAAAAAUUGCUAAUGACAUAUAUUAAUCAGGACCCGACUACCCAAGUGUUCUAUCGUAUCACAUCCACUGAUGAAGAUGACAUCGUAUUGUUGCAUUAUGUGUUUUGGUCUUUCGGUCCAUGCAUAUCAAGAUUCAAAUACUGCAAGCCGGUUAUCAGUAUUGAUGGGACCCAUCUGUAUGGUAAAUAUCAGGGAAAGUUGUUGGUCGCAAUGGCAACUGACGCUAACAACAAGGUAUUCCCUCUCGCGUUUGCUGUUGUGGAUUGUGAGUCAAGGUCCAGUUGGAGGUGGUUUUUACAGUGCCUCCGAGAUACGAUUGGCCACGUGAUACCUAAGGAAGGCAUUUGCAUAAUUUCUGACCGACAUCUCGGUAUCAAAAACGCCAUUGCAAACUGGUCUAGAAGGGAUGAUGGAAGUACACCAGUAUUUCAUAGAUAUUGCCUUCGACAUGUUGUUAGCAACUUCAACACCUAUUUUCAGAACUCAACUCUAAAGUCAACGGUGUUGAAAGCGGGAUAUGCUAGUCAGGUAGUGAAAUUUGAUGCCAUAAUGGAGUCCAUUAAGCAGGUGGAAAUUGAGGCCAUUAGGAAUAAGAAGAAGGUGACGGGGAAGGAUGGCAAGGAAAAGAAUCAAGAUUAUCUUCCAUACACAUACCUAAUGGGCGAGUCUGUGGAUAUGUGGAGCCAGUCACAUGAUGGUGGGAGACGUUUUGGGGCAAUGACAACCAAUAUAUCAGAGUAUUUCAAUGGUGUACUGAAAGGUGCAUGGGGUCUUCCUAUUGCCGUAUUGGUUGAGUUCACUUGGAACAAACUUGUUCAAUAUUUCCACGACCGGCGCAAAGAAUACCAUUUUGAGUUCUCAGAGGGUAAGAACUGGAGUGAAUAUGCCUUCUCCACGUGGGAUGGAAAUAAGCGUAAAUCUGAGAAACACUAA
Quercus lobata is the source of this 969-nucleotide messenger RNA. RefSeq lists its product as uncharacterized. Bases 1 to 969 code for a protein of 322 amino acids. The record is from RefSeq and is a predicted model, not a curated record. The transcript has a single exon. NCBI's taxonomy places the organism in Eukaryota, Viridiplantae, Streptophyta, Magnoliopsida, Fagales, Fagaceae.